Messenger RNA from Dioscorea cayenensis subsp. rotundata (Guinea yam), 357 nucleotides. RefSeq names its product DNA-directed RNA polymerases IV and V subunit 4-like. Gene Ontology annotation, molecular function: nucleotide binding. Gene Ontology annotation, biological process: DNA-templated transcription initiation. The coding region runs from base 1 to 357 and encodes 118 amino acids. The transcript has a single exon. Gene Ontology annotation, cellular component: RNA polymerase complex. The record is from RefSeq and is a predicted model, not a curated record. NCBI's taxonomy places the organism in Eukaryota, Viridiplantae, Streptophyta, Magnoliopsida, Dioscoreales, Dioscoreaceae.
AUGGAUUGUGAAGUAAAGGAGAUUUUGGAAGGAGCCCAAGACCACCUUCUUGUAUCAUCCAAGGAUCCUGAGAUAAAAAUGCCUGAAUCAUUCAAUAAAGCACUGCAGCACUCCAAAUACGGAAGUCGUUACAUAGAUGUCCAAUCUGUGAGACAAGUCCUAGACACCCUCAAAACUAAUGGAGUUACAGAUGGCAAGAUAUGCAUGAUCGGGAACAUUCUACUAGAGUCUAUUAAUGAGGUUUAUAUUCUUGUACCUCCUUUAAAGGACAACAGCGAUAACAAUGAGGGAUUAACAAAAGACGCGUUGCGUCGUCUAACCUGGCAAAGCAUAGAAACUCAAAAUAAUCCUUGUUAG